Messenger RNA from Magnolia sinica, 1215 nucleotides. Its product is annotated as early nodulin-like protein 9. The record is from RefSeq and is a predicted model, not a curated record. NCBI's taxonomy places the organism in Eukaryota, Viridiplantae, Streptophyta, Magnoliopsida, Magnoliales, Magnoliaceae. Gene Ontology annotation, cellular component: plasma membrane. The transcript is spliced from 2 exons. Gene Ontology annotation, molecular function: electron transfer activity. The coding region runs from base 57 to 704 and encodes 215 amino acids.
UCAGCCCUUAGGUUCCACAAAUCUAACUUUCUAGCAAAACCCAUACUGGUCUUUCCAUGGCUAAGCCUACUUCCAGAUCAUCAGACCAUCAUAGGAUGGCAUUUCAUGCAGUGGGGCUCUUUGUCCUUUCAAUGCUAGUACAAAGCUCUAAUGCAACCGAGUACAAGGUGGGUGGUGCAAAUGGGUGGACAGUGCCUGCAGAUUCAAGGGCCAUGACAUUGAAUCAAUGGGCAGAGAUGAAAAGGUUUCAGACUGGGGAUUCUCUAUUGUUUGUGUAUCAAGCUGACAAGGAUUCAGUGCUUCAAGUAACACAAGAUAACUACAACAAGUGCAACACAGCCUCAUACAUUGCAUCUUUCAAUGAUGGGAACACUUCCUUCAAGUUCAAUCGAUCUGGGCCGUACUAUUUCAUUAGUGGGAUUGAAGACCGCUGCCAAAAAAAUGAGAAGCUGAUUGUCGUAGUGAUGGCUGAGAGGAACAAUACAUCUUCAAAUACUAACCAAACAAGCCUUGCUCCUUCUCCCUCUCCCUCUCCAUCAGGCUCUCCUGAGGUCAUCCCAUUUUCUCCUGUUGUGGUCGAACCUCAAUCUCCAUCCCCCGAUGUCUAUUUUCCUCCUCGUCCAAAUGGGGCCCCUCUAAACGCGGUGGGCCUCAUGGGUUCUGUGGGAAUUCUUCUUGGAUCAUCUAUUCUGUUUAAUUUGUAACUUAGUGUGUUUCUACGGCCGGAUGGGACCCAUAUGCAGUCAUGUUUAGAUGAUCUGGACCAUCUGUCACUAACACGGAUGGGCCAUGGCAGAAGAAUUAUCCGAGCAGAGUAUCCCCACUCUUGAUUUGUGGAAUUCAAGAUGGAUGGCUGAAACCAGAAAAUGAACAGUGCAUUGCAAUGGGAAAAUCGGUCAAGAUCAUCCAUUCUACAUGCAUUUUGGACCAUGGACAUCAUCAGUGGUGCCAGCAGAUGAACAGCCCUGGUCAUCAGAACGUGGAUGCAUGUCUACCACGCAAACCGAAAUGUGUAAGUUUAGGGUAUUUAAUUUCUUUUAUUUGUUUCUAUUACAUUUUUAGCUUGAGUUGAUAAAUUGGGGCUUUCAAGGAUAGUUUGGCUUAUGAGAAAACGCUUGUAACAAUUUAAAAAAAAAAGGUGCAAGAAGUACAUAUACUGCAUGGGUUGUUUGGCUCUCAAUGUGAAUAGUGGAAUAAAUGCAUAUUCUUGUGUUC